Boeremia exigua is the source of this 711-nucleotide messenger RNA. RefSeq lists its product as uncharacterized. The transcript has a single exon. Bases 1 to 711 code for a protein of 236 amino acids. NCBI's taxonomy places the organism in Eukaryota, Fungi, Ascomycota, Dothideomycetes, Pleosporales, Didymellaceae. The record is from RefSeq and is a predicted model, not a curated record.
AUGGCGACCACUAAGCGACACCAUUCUCUUCUGCAUCGACACAACAGCACUCGCAGCUCGAAAGAACAAAUCGCGUCCUCUCCAGAUGUCUUCGAUGGAACAGAUGCCGUCACUGCGCAUAAGAAAGUAGCAGUCUCGAGGGUAGUAGAAGCGUAUGAUGCCCUCCGGGCAGAGAAUCGGAGCAGCUCACCUACCAUUGAACAAAGCACACCCGAGGACCCAUUCGCGUUUGAGUCACUUGUCGUCUCACUACCAAAUGGCGAGGUCCGCACAUUCAAGUACUUUGUACGGAAAUGGGACCCUAAGCAACAUGCGGACCCUGAAUUCGAAGAUGCAAUAUCAUCCUGGAGAACACAAUUCGAGGAGGCAGCACUCAAGCAUUUCUUCAGACGCAUAGCCCUCUGGAACGAGAGCGAAGAGAUUAUGCUCGCGGCGAAGCAGCAGAAGGCAAUGGAUCGGAAGAAUGGGAGGCGGAGAGAUCGAGCGACUUCGAUAAGUAAGAUGUGGUCGAAAGAGCGAUGGCGAGAUUCUGACAACGAGAGUGGUGUAAGAGAUGAGUUGAAGCAAGUGACGACGAGAGAGGGUCUGGCGCAGCUACUGUGGACGCUCUUGAACGACCAGACCGAUCCAUUAUGCCCGGAGCUGUUUGAAGUGUGUAAGGAGGCCGUGAAGGCCAAGUAUAGCAUCCUUACGGUUGGAGGGGUGCAGUAG